UUCAGCCAGGAAGAACUGCUAAAAAUAUGGAAGGGCCUGUUCUAUUGUAUGUGGAUGCAGGAUAAACCUCUGCUGCAGGAGGAGCUUGCAGGCAAUAUCUCGCAGCUUAUCCAUGCGAUUCAGAAUACAGAGGCUCGACACCUGUUCAUUCAGACAUUUUGGCAAACUAUGAACCGUGAAUGGAAUGGGAUAGACAAUUUGCGUCUUGAUAAGUACUAUAUGUUAAUGCGUAUGAUUUUGAGGCAGUCCUUUGAAGUGUUGAAGAGAAAUGAGUGGGAUGAAAGUCUAAUUGAACUAUUCCUGCAGCUACUCAUGAAAGAAGUUAUGGACCCAGACAGCAAUGCUCCCACUGGGAUAAAGCUACAUUUCAUUGAUAUCUAUCUGGAUGAAUUGGCAAAAGUUGGUGCAAAGGAGCUCACAGCGGACCAGAAUCUCAAGUUCGUUGAACCUUUCUGCAAAAUUGCUGCCAAAUCAAAGGAUCGAUGUGUGCUGCAUGCUGUAGCCACUGGUAUCUUUGAGCUCAUUGUGGAUCAGUCCCCCUAUGCCAUUGAGGACCUGAUGAAAGAACUGGGUAACAACAGCGAUGAAGAGGAUGUAUCUGAAGAAGGCAAGCAGGAAAAUGGAGAGGUGCUUAAAACCAAAGACAGAUGUUUGUCAAGAAAAUCAGCACAGAGCUCUGAAAAGACAGAGGAUGUUAAUGAAGAUGCCGAUGAUGGUAUCGGGACUGUUCUUCAGUUUGAUUAUAAGGCUGUAGCUGACAAACUCUUUGAAUUGGCGAGCAAGAAAAAUACACCUUCCCUUAACAGAAAGCGUCUGUACAAGCUGGUCAAAAAGUUCCAGGACUUAGCAGAAGGAAUCUUCCCCCAAGAUUUUCCUGAAGAUGUUUCUACAGAUGAAGAUGAUGAUGAAUUCAGCAGGGGAAGACGAAAGAAAAAAGCUGUCAAGCCUUGGGAGAAAAACAAGUUGGAAAAAGCAAAAAAGGAUGAACAAGAUAUGUCAAGUGCAAAGGAGGCAUCAGUUCCCCAGAAGAAGAGGAAAAAAAGGAAAAAGAGGGACAGCCCAAGUGCGGAUUCUGGAACAGCUGAUGGAAAUUGUGAGGAGGGAACAGCUGAGACAUCUGGAUCCAAUGUUUCUAGUGAGGGAAGGGCGCCAGAAAAUAACAAGGAAAGGAAGAAAAAGAAAUUGCUAGUAAAUGAGGCAAAUGAGACCACAAAUGCAGCAACUGACACCAGAGAAAAUCACAGUAUCUCUGUGCAGAACGGUCCGACUAAUGCAGAACAGAGUAAAAAGAGUCAGUUGAAGAAAACGAACCUGAAAAUGCAAAAUCUUCCUGUAAAACCAGCAUGUCAGAAUGGACCAGCUAAUGCCUGUGAGGCAGAGGAUGUCAGCCCAUCUGUCACACCGUUAGCUCCUAAGGUCAUGAAAAAGAAACAGAAAGCAGGGGCCGUCUUGCUGAAUGGGGAUACCUUUUUGCAGCAAACUGACAUGAAAUCCAACAAGGAGGGCUUGCCAGGGACCCUGUCGGGACAUGCAGACUCUGACUCCACACCCUCCAGGAGGGUCAAAUUGAAGACAAAGACAAAGCUACUUGGUUUGGAAGGGAUGAAAGUCUCCAGCCAGAAAGCAGCAACCUUGAAGAAGAAGAGAAAAGUAAAAGAGGUGCUAAACUCUGUCGAAGCCAAUGGAGUUCUGGAAACUGCAUGCAAGAAAAGCAGGAAAGGGGAAAGCAGUGCUGCUCUAUCAUCAAAGAAAAAGAAAACAAAACCAGGAAGUGAUUUCGUAAAAUUUGAAAAAUCAACUUUACCAAAGGCAGUAUUCUUCAGAAAAGCCAGAAGCGCCAUCUCUUCGCCCAGAGCAUCCAUGCAGCUGAACAAGCUGCAGUCAUCCAGCUCCAAAAAAGUCACGUUUGGCUUGAACAAAAAUACGACUGCUGAGUUUAAAAAAACUGACAAAAGUAUCUUAGUGAGCCCAGAAGGACCCUCCCGCGUGGCUUUCAAUCCUGAACAGAAGCCUCGUCAUGGGGUGCUGAAGUCACCCACAGGUACCCCAGCAGGACAACCUCAAAUGAAGAAAACAUUUACUGUAUCAGUUAAGAAGAGACCGACUGCUAUGGACUUCUUUUAA
Molecule: messenger RNA, 2124 nt
Organism: Mesitornis unicolor (brown roatelo)
Lineage: Eukaryota; Metazoa; Chordata; Aves; Mesitornithiformes; Mesitornithidae
Product: ribosomal RNA processing protein 1 homolog B-like
Exons: 15
Coding region: 49-2124 (691 amino acids)
Biological process (GO): rRNA processing
Cellular component (GO): preribosome, small subunit precursor; preribosome, large subunit precursor; nucleus
Source: RefSeq, a predicted model, not a curated record